AUGAAUGAUAUAAAGGCUUCCUCCAUCUUGGAAAACUCAGACAGCAACAGGUUUCAAGAAAUGGACGACCCGAAAACGAACAGUCACGUAGUUGAGGGUUUCGAAUCGAGGCUGUCUCAGACCUCCUCAGAACCAAAGGGUGCCCCAAUGGCUGAGAAGUCGUUGGGAAUCCGGAAGUCAGAGCUUAUCAUCUCACAGUUGGAAGGUCGCUGGCACAGAGGCCUUUACUUUUUUUUCAUUUUCAUCGGGAUGUACAUCACUACCGUUGAUAAUUACACUAUCAACAUAUUCAUUAGCUAUGCUACAAAUUCAUACAAGCAACACUCACUCAUGGCCACGAUCGGCACAAUUGGAGCUGUUGCAUCCGCUGCUUCAAUGCCUUUUUUUGCCAGGGCUGCUGAUGUCUUCGGGAGGCUUGAGUUGUUUGUAGUGGCUAUGAUAUGCAAGGUUAUGGGAAUCAUCAUACAAUCGCAGGCUUUAGAUAUCCAGAGGUACGCUGCUGGAGCUGUCUUUUAUGCUUUUGGUAGUUCUGGAACUGUGAUUGUGUGGCAGCUCUGUGUGUCAGAUGCAUCCACGUUGAAGUGGAGAUUGAUGGCACUCGCCCCGUUAUGUAUGCCAGUUAUCAUCAACACAUGGUCCGUGGGUGAUAUCACGGACCAGCUUUUAGCAAGACACGGAUGGGAAUUUGGUAUCGCUCUCUGGGCAUUUACCACCCCUCUCGUCUGUUUGCCUUAUAUGCUUACUCACCUCCAUUUGAUGUGGAAAGCAAGCAAAACAUCGACGUGGACACAAAUUGUAAAUGAGAAAAGACAAAAGUUCCUUGACGACAGUCCCACGGCCAAAAGGUUUCACGAUAAUAUUCUUGCCAGCACAACAUGGCUGGAGAAGCUUGUGGCAAGACUAAAGUUCAUCUCCAUUCAUGUUGCUAAAAAAUUGGUGGUGAUUCUAUGGGAGAUGGACUUUAUUGGUUUUCUUUUGUUGGCUGUGGUCCUCGGUCUUCUUUUAGUACCCUUGACUCUUGCCGGAGGUGAUCACUUUAAGUGGCAGCAAGCUUCCACGAUAGUUCCGCUUGUGAUGGGGUUCGUUACCAUCCCGAUUUUUGUGAUUUGGGAGAGUAAGCUUACAAAAAAACCCAUGCUUCCAUUUGCAGUGAUGAAGGACCGUGGUGUCUGGGCAGCAUUGUGUGUCGGUGUUUUCAGCACACUUAUCACGUUUAUGCCCGGCAGUUAUGCCUAUCCUGUUUUGCUCGUCGGUAUGAACGCUUCUGUUAAGAUUGCUACGAGAACUGCUGGAUUAAACCAGUUCACGGAGGGCAUCACUGUUCCGGUUCUCGGUCUCAUGUUAACCAAGGUCAAAAGAGCAAAAGUCUUCAUCAUCUUUGGCAACUUCAUCAUGUUCAUUGCUAUGGGAUUAUUUGUGCAUUUCAGAGGUUCAAACGAUGGCAUCAGGGAUAAGUACUACCGAGAUGGUGUUGCCAUUGCAAUGUGUAUCUCUGGAGUUGCUCUGGCUACCUUCUACAGGCUCACGUCUGUCUCCAUUCAAUCAUGCACCAAUCAUGAGUAUAUGGGCCCGGUUACUUCCAUCUUUGCUACAUCUUAUACUAUCGGUAUUGCUUUUGCAAAAAGCAUCUCGGGUGCAAUUUGGACGCAGGAAAUGCUAGGUGAAAUUACAACUAGAAUGAUUAAUUUGAAUGUCGAUCCCAGCCUAGCAAUGAUCGCCUACGGUUCACCAUAUGAUUUCAUCGCUCAGUAUCAAUGGGGCUCACCAGAAAGGGUUGCAGUGAGUACGGCGUAUGCUGCAAUACAGAGAAAACUUUCCAUUGUUGGACUUUGCCUCUGCGUUCCUAUUCUUGUUUUUAUCCUUCUCUUGAGGAACCAUAAGUUGGUGGACUCUCAAAAUAUGGACGACGAGAAGCAAAAGCUGCAGAAUACUGACGAUGAGAAAAAUGCUGCAGAGCGUGAAACGUCUCAGAUCAUUUUUAAGGAUGACGAAGACCCUAUCCUCAAUUUCCUUAGAAGGCCACUUGGCUUUUUGAAGUAG
Messenger RNA from Candidozyma duobushaemuli, 2040 nucleotides. RefSeq lists its product as uncharacterized. Gene Ontology annotation, cellular component: endosome; vacuolar membrane. The record is from RefSeq and is a predicted model, not a curated record. Gene Ontology annotation, molecular function: siderophore-iron transmembrane transporter activity. The coding region runs from base 1 to 2040 and encodes 679 amino acids. Lineage: Eukaryota; Fungi; Ascomycota; Pichiomycetes; Serinales; Metschnikowiaceae. Gene Ontology annotation, biological process: transmembrane transport; intracellular iron ion homeostasis. The transcript has a single exon.